GUAGCUUGGUGAGACUCGGAUCCUGAAGUUACGUUGUGUUUACGGACUUCAGAGGAUGCGGUCGGUUUUAAACCCUUUCUACUGACACCACAUCCCGGUAAACCGACAACCCCCGAGCCCUGGAGUGGCUGACGAGGCGAAGCGAGGUAGACUGAGUCAUUUCUCUGACCACCUCUUACUUUUUGGAGGCCUUGGGACAAGUGCAGUUCAGCUAACCACAAGUAGCCACCAUGUCGUGGGAAGAAAUGCAGUGUUUUGUGGCUUCACCCCUGCCCCGGCAGACGGCUCUCUGAUCCAAUCGGACCGGAAAACUAGCAGACGUAACUCAGCUGUCAUCUAAGCUAACGUUAGCAAACCAUAAGCACUGUCUGGCUCUCAACACCGUAGCUUGUGCUUUAGCCUGCUAGCUUCAGAGCCAUGGCGGACAGCUUCGGAGAGAAGUCCAGUGGCAGUGCCCUUGGCUCAGGCGUCACCGGACAUGGCAGCGGAGCCUCGCUGCUGCCGACUCUAACCAACUCUCUUCCCGGGGGGGCCUCGGUAGCCAUCGGUGAUCACCCGAGCUCCAGCCCGGCCUUCCCCCCUCCCGCUGCGGUCGUCCACAGUGGCCUUACCACUGUAAUGGCACCCAUGUCCGCUGUCACUGCUACCGCUGCCGGGUUUGGGACCACAUUCAGCCCCGGCAUCCUGCCACCGGUCGUGGCCGUGUCGCCAUCCUUACACACCGUCUUGCCUCUCCCCGGUAUCGCGCUGGGUGUCGGCGGGGUGGCAGGAGCGGGCCUCCUAUCCCAAAUCCACACCACGCCCUGGGACCCGACCCUCAGUACGGACUGGGACAACGAGAAGGCUUCCCAGCAGUGCAUCCUGAGGAUAAAGAGGGAUAUCAUGUCAAUCUACAAGGAACCUCCCCCAGGGAUGUUUGUCGUUCCUGAUCCUCAAGACAUGACCAAGAUCCACGCACUUAUCACAGGGCCAUUUGACACUCCAUAUGAGGGCGGCUUCUUUCUCUUCCUGUUCCGCUGCCCACCUGACUACCCCAUCCACCCACCCCGGGUCAAGCUCAUCACCACAGGACACAACACAGUCCGCUUCAACCCCAACUUCUACCGCAAUGGCAAGGUUUGCCUCAGCAUCCUGGGGACAUGGACUGGCCCAGCAUGGAGUCCAGCUCAGAGCAUCUCAUCUGUCCUCAUCUCUAUCCAGUCUCUGAUGACAGAGAACCCCUAUCACAACGAACCUGGCUUUGAACAGGAGCAUCACCCAGGAGACAGUAAGAACUACAACGAGUGUAUCCGCCAUGAAACCAUGAGGGUGGCAGUGUGUGACAUGCUGGAAGGCAAAGUCUCCUGUCCAAAAGCUCUGUGGAGUGUGAUGGAGAAGUCCUUCCUUGAAUACUACGAUUUCUAUGAAGGAGUCUGCAAAGAGAGACUGCAUCUACAGGGACAGAACAUGCAGGACCCAUUUGGUGAGAAGCGUGGUCGUUUCAACUACCAGGGCCUGCAGGCUCGCCUCAGCACCACCCACAGGCAAAUACGGGAGAAAAACCUGGCAGAGGGCGACCCCAACAAUGAUGACUCGGACUCAGACACCAGCUCCUCAGGGACAGACCCUGACAGCCAGGGCAGCACCCUGCCCUGACUCUCAGGACGGUUCUGGACUCAAUGCCAGGCCGAUAACUAAAGACAAAGGGACCUUUUUCUUAUUAUUUACAGUGGAGGAACAAAAUCACAGAAGAGAUCGCAACACCUAUGUCUAAGGCAGCCCAGACAAAAGCAUACUUCUUAUAUGCAAUUCUCCAGCCUUGCUGCCGCGGUGGGCCUGUCGCCCUCCACCCUGGUGUCACUGCUGGUCUUGGCUCUGCGCCCGCCCUCCACUGGCCAGCCUCGAUACACACCGGCACUGAACUAGCUUCCCACCCAUUAUAGUCAGAGGUCCUACAUUUUUCCUCCCUCCAUUUGCUCCACUCCACCUUUAGUUCUCUCUCACCGCUUCAUGUCACUUAUAAGGCUCUGGUCCAUCCCGGUGAUGCCACUGCCAUCCCACUUCCACUUGAUUGAGCAGAAUCCACUCAAGCUAUAGCUCCUCAUUUCACCUCUGCGUUUCAACCACCCGUUUCUACAGUAGAUCAGACUGCAUGCUACUCCUUGACUGGAACCAAGCAGCGUAGUAUGCUUCAAGAAGCUGUCAACAGAUGCUAAAGAUGUUUUCCUCAGCCGAAGCCAUCUUGCCGCCCCCUACAUAGACCCUUCAGCCUCAACCGCCGUCCUCAUCAUAGUCGGUGUGCCGGUUACUCAGUCCAGGCAGCUUGCACACAUCUCCUCCCUGCACUAACACCAUAACACACGUCCCCUGGACAAACGUACUUCUGACCUCCAUCACAAGAAUAGCGCUGCUUGUUGGGCUGAACACAUAUCUCGUCAGGAGUCUGAGCCCAUUAAAAACUAAAUGAAUCGUUAUGGUGUUAAAUGUUUCUGGAAAAUUAGUUUUCAUGUCUCUAGCCCCAUUCCUACCCUUGGUCAAGGGGUGCAAACCUGCCUCCACUCCACAGGGAUUUUAUAGACUGUUGCUGUGUGAUCGGGCUUUGCUCUUCAGAAGAGAUGGGAUUCAUCCAAACAGGCAGGCUAGCUGAACGGCGUCGGCUAAUAUUCAGGCAUGCGGUCCAGUCCUCUCAAUGUGCAUGGCUGUUUGAGAUCACCAGCCCACGUCAUUCAUUCUUAACAGCACAUAGGUCUCUAUUCUACGCUGCCAUCUAAAAUCGUUAGCUCCCCCUGCCUGAAUUGAUUGCAGAAGAGCAAAAUUAGCAGUCAUUGGUGAUCGAAUUACUUGGGUGGUGAGGUGUCUGCAUGGGUUUUAUUUUAUGCUCCAGCUUCCUCCCACAGUCUGAAGACAUGCAGAUUGGGUUUAGAUUAAUUAGGGACUCUAAAUUACCAUAGGUGAUAUCGUGAAUGGUUGUUUGUUUUGGGUCUGUAAUACGCCUGCGACCUGUUCAGGGUGUAUCCUGCCUCUCGCCAAAUGUCAGCUAGGUUCGGCUCCAGCUCCCCAUGCAAACCUCAAAGAAUCAGCAGUAUAUAUGAUGAUUUCAAUACUUCCUAUCAUGUUAUAUUUUGUCCGACAAAACGCAUCAGCCAAUUUUAUUCCUCAUGGUCUACCCACCCUCCAAAACCCAACGGCGGAAUUCUCAGACUAGCUGAUGCUUUUUGAGCCAUGUGCCUUGUCUCCUCUGGCCAGGGUGAAACCACACCUCACCUCUUCAGGCUGGACUUCAGCUGCCCUCACGGCAGGCCGCAUUCAAUCAGCAGCUCUGGACUAUUCGUAACAAUGAUUCCUGUGUAUUAUGCAGUUCUGCUUAGCUUUCAGUUAAUGACUCUGUUUGGCAGAAAAAGAAGCUGUUAAAAAAAAUUGCUGAAACAGAUGAUAACUUUCUAUGUGUCGGUUUAUCUGUGUCCAUCGCUGCUGCUUGUGAGAUAAAAAACAGAUCACGCUGUUCUUCAGCAGGUAUAUUGGAACUAAUGAAGGCCGAGAAGAGGGGACCUUUCUGUUGUUUGUUACACUAAGGGUAACUCAAGAUGCUCUGCUCUGUCUGAAUAAGGCCUUGUUGCAUCUGUGCAAAGGUACACAGGAUUAUUAUGCAAAUGGUUUUGCGGAAGAUAAACUCCCAAUAAACCACAGCAGUGAUUUCAGAAGCAUCCUUUUCAACAUUAGAUGUCGGACUCGACUCGGAUCACGUCUAUUGUGACAGAAUCUCGUAUAAAGGGCAAAUAUGCUGUCAGCCUUUAAUGAUCCACUUUUCAGAGCUGACUUAUUAUUUGGUCCAUGCAACAACACUACAGGAAAUGAAAUGUUGCUGACAGGCAGCAUUGCUUGCAGUCUUAACACAGUGGAGAGGUGUCCUCUCGGAAAAAAGUGAGAAUCAGAUCUGGCAGAGUUUGUAUGGCCUCCGGUGAUGCUCAUUUUUUACAGUCUCUCUUAAUUGAGUACUCACAGGUCCAUUUUUACAUAAUAAUUCCAGCUUAUCGUUUCUGGUUAUAAACAGAUCUCCCUCUUUUUUAACUCGACUGUUAAAGGUACAAGAAAAUCCAACGGCCACAUUCCAGCUGAGCCGAAGCUAAUGAUGCUUCAGCCAUCUCUGUCCCCCAAAAGCGAGUCUCUUCAUCGGCGGUACGUUUGUUAAUCAGACUCUAAUCUGACUGCGUUCUUCUUCAGCCUUUCUCAAACUCUUUUAAAGAAGCUCUUCAAUGUGAGACAUAUGGGUCAGAUGCAUGAACACCUGUUGUGCUUGUUGUAGCUCCUCCUCGUAUUUUGUUGCCCCUCCCAGUGUGGCUCUCUACAUGCUUCAUGUUGGUGAAGAGAAGCAGUCUGCCUUUGCUGUCAGUGUGUUUCCCUCUGAUAGAGGUUGGUGAACAUUCAAAUUGGAUUACUAAUAUAGGGCAUUUCGGUUUCUUUCUCUUAUAGUUUUUCUAGAAAAAUAAUAUGAGAAGCAGCUCCUAGCAGAAUGAUCUGACUGUCAAAGUGUGGAUGCAUCAGACUUUCUGAAGAGAAGAGUCCAUAUUCCUGUCUGUUUGUGAUGUGUUCGAAGCAGGGUUCUUCUGUGGCUCCAAAACAGCUGGAUUACUUAGAAAAGUGAUCAUUUCCGGGUCUUGAUUGUGUGGUUAUUGUACAGAAGUUCUGAAAGUACCGAAUAAAAUGUUAAGUCCUA
Messenger RNA from Platichthys flesus (European flounder), 4693 nucleotides. RefSeq names its product ubiquitin-conjugating enzyme E2Z (gene ube2z). Lineage: Eukaryota; Metazoa; Chordata; Actinopteri; Pleuronectiformes; Pleuronectidae. Gene Ontology annotation, cellular component: nucleus. Gene Ontology annotation, biological process: negative regulation of apoptotic process. The coding region runs from base 418 to 1635 and encodes 405 amino acids. Gene Ontology annotation, molecular function: cysteine-type endopeptidase inhibitor activity; ubiquitin conjugating enzyme activity. The record is from RefSeq and is a predicted model, not a curated record. The transcript has 7 exons.